AUGGCAUCUAAAAUGAAGGAUCGGAAGAGAACUCCAAUCUCCCACAAAGUAAUUGAGAAACGCAGACGUGAUCGCAUUAAUCGCUGCCUGAACGAGCUAGGAAAAACAGUCCCCAUGGCACUCGCCAAACAGAACUCGGGAAAACUCGAGAAGGCUGAAAUCUUGGAGAUGACAGUUCAGUACCUGCGAGCGCUCCACUCAGCUGAUUUCCCUCGAGGGAGAGAAAAAGGUGAGCUGCUGGCUGAGUUCGCAAACUACUUCCACUACGGAUACCACGAGUGUAUGAAGAACCUGGUACACUAUCUCACCACAGAGGACAGGGCUGAAACCAAAGACAUCAAAUACGCACGGAUCCUUGCGUUCCUCCAGUCCAAGUCCCGCGUGGUCACCGAGCCCGUGUUUGGCUCUGUGGGCUCAAUGCCAGAGCCGGCGGAGUACCUCGGCCAACUGCACUCAUCCCCCGAGCACCAAAGUCACAGUCCCGCUGACUCCGUCUACCAGCAGAGUCCGCCGGGACAUUUCUCCUGGCACAGUUCAGCCCGCAGCCCGACCAUCACUUACCCAACAGUGCCCCUUUCCGCUCCCCCACAACAACACGGUGGAUACUUAUCACCGGUGCAGGGACUCGACCACCACUAUUUCAACUUUAUUGGUCACACACAUGCAAACGCGUUUAGUUUGCACAGUGCGCAACAUGCCAUGUAA
Messenger RNA from Myripristis murdjan (pinecone soldierfish), 705 nucleotides. RefSeq names its product helt bHLH transcription factor (gene helt). Bases 1 to 705 code for a protein of 234 amino acids. Lineage: Eukaryota; Metazoa; Chordata; Actinopteri; Holocentriformes; Holocentridae. Gene Ontology annotation, biological process: regulation of DNA-templated transcription. The transcript is spliced from 4 exons. The record is from RefSeq and is a predicted model, not a curated record. Gene Ontology annotation, molecular function: protein dimerization activity; DNA binding.